Molecule: messenger RNA, 1698 nt
Organism: Pneumocystis jirovecii RU7
Lineage: Eukaryota; Fungi; Ascomycota; Pneumocystomycetes; Pneumocystales; Pneumocystaceae
Exons: 2
Coding region: 57-1628 (523 amino acids)
Biological process (GO): ubiquitin-dependent protein catabolic process; establishment or maintenance of cell polarity
Cellular component (GO): MUB1-RAD6-UBR2 ubiquitin ligase complex
Source: RefSeq, a predicted model, not a curated record
AUCAACUAUUCUUCCUCCUACUUAAACUUCCAUCGGGACAACGCCACCUCAACCGCAUGCGAGAAUCCAACUUUUGUUCUCCAUCUCAAAACCGCGCUGCGGUAGCCAUUACAUCUGCUUUAUAUGAUAGACGAGCACUUGAUUGUACUGCAACAUUACCUCUUGUUAAUUCAUUAUCACAUCUUUCAUUUUUAACAUCAACAUCAUCACGUAUACGAGAAAUAUUAGCAGAAGAUGAAGGCCUAGAGCGUCUUAUACGUAUUCUUCAGGAAGGACGGAAAUCAGGGCGUCUAGAAGCAUGGAAAUGGCAGCUUGCAUUUCAGUGUGUAGUUAAUAUUGGUAUUCGAGGGUCAGAAAAGAUUCGUACACGAGUAGUUGAAGCAGAUAUGGUUCCAGUGAUUGCAACGGUUCUUGAUGGGUUUUUACACCGAGUUGAUCUUGUGAGAGAAGCCCCUGGACGAGAAGGAUCGAGCAGAGGAGGUAUUGGGCGGCAACUACAAGUUUCAGCAACAACAGGAACAGAAGGGGUUCCGGAUGAUUUAUUUGUAGAGGGAGCAUUUGAAGCGCUAGAAGCGCCUUUAGGGAUAAAUACAGGAGGUAGUCAAGAAGAAAUAAACGCUGGAGAGUUGGUAGUAGGAGGCAGUAUAGGAAUAGAAGGAGGGUUUUCAUCAGAAGAUAUCCAUGUUUCGGGAAUAGAAAUUGAAACAGAGAGAGAAGAGCAGAACAAUGAAUGGCAGAGAGAGAGACGACAGAGGAUAGUGAUAGAAAAUAUAAGGCAGCAGUCAGGGAUUCUUGGGGGAGAUUCGGAUGAUACAAAUUCAGAUGAUGUUGGGUCAACGAACCGUAUGAGAUUGCAGCCAUUGCAGCAUCCAUCAGUAGAAUUUCAAAUCCUCCAAGACUCAGUUCUAAGUUUUGAACCUGAAAUUUCAGAAAGGGGCUCAGUAUCAGUUACUCUUGAAACAACAGUAGACAGUCAUGACCAAACUUCAGAAGCAAUAGAAGAACAGUCAACACUUUUAUCACACGAAUAUUCGUUCCAUUCUAUUGAGAAUGGGGCUUUUUCAAACACAAUAGAACAGCACAAUGAAAACGAGAUGCACUUGUCGAAUGUUAUACAUGAAAAUCACGAAUUUACUGCACCUCCAUCGUCACAAACACCAUCACAACCCACAUCUCUGGAUUCCCGACAUUUUUUUUUCAAAAAUGAAGAUAAUGUUGUUUUUUGUUUACAAUUAUUGGCGUAUAUAUCUAAAUAUCCUCAACUUAGAUCUUAUUUUCAGAAUUCACAUGAUAUUCCAGAACUUCGAUAUUAUCGUGCUGGGAACGCAAAUGACAAUAAGGCAAUACCAAUAAAUGUGUUUUCAUUAGUCGAACGGUUUACAUUACGUAUUCAUCCAACAGAAAUUCAGUAUUGGGCAGGCGUUAUUAUGAGAAAUACAUGCCGAAAGGACGAGUCUAAAGGCGGUAUUCGUCAAUGUGCAUACAUAGAUUGCGGAAGAUGGGAAACAUUUAAUAGACAAUUUGCAAAAUGCAGAAGAUGCAGAAGAACAAAAUACUGUAGUAAACAAUGUCAAUCCAGAGCAUGGCCUGGACAUCGAUGGUGGUGUAGAGAACGAAGCACUAACUAAGAAUGAAGCAUGAAUGUUUGGUGAACAAUAAUAACGGGCUCUUAAAUUAUAAUUUAAUAAGCGCUGUAUU